This is a messenger RNA of Orbicella faveolata, 1526 nucleotides long. RefSeq lists its product as uncharacterized. The record is from RefSeq and is a predicted model, not a curated record. Gene Ontology annotation, molecular function: carbohydrate binding; calcium ion binding; protein binding. Gene Ontology annotation, biological process: cell adhesion. NCBI's taxonomy places the organism in Eukaryota, Metazoa, Cnidaria, Anthozoa, Scleractinia, Merulinidae.
AUGGCGAGCAGUUUUCCUAUGUUCACUCGCCUUCCGCUUUGUGGGUUCAGUCUGUCACUACCAGUGGGUUUAAGGUGUGUGUCCGUGAGUCGGGAACUCCAUCAAAUGGUAGUGGUAUUAUCAACUGGUUGGCCUUUCAAGAUCGACCCGAUAUCACACAUGGAAGUGUUAGUUUUAAUGGAUAUUGGACAACAGAAACCAGAUGCGAGAAAAUAUCUUUCUCACAGAAACCAGAUGCGAGAAAAUAUCUUUCUCACAGAUCCAGUGUGUACCAGUAACGGAACAACAUACGACAACAAAUGUCUGUACGAGUUGAGCUACUGCAGAGGACUGGACAACAAUACUGUUUAUCACCCAGGGAGCUGUGAGGGUUUUCCCAUCGUGCAUGGUCGUGAAGAACUUCUUCGUGUUCCCAAAUGGUCUGAUUCAAGCUGCAAGACAGUGGUAUUCCCACCAUACAGGUUUUAUCCGGAUAAGCAAGUUCAUGUCCAAAUAACUCUGAAUCACAUGAACUUGAAUGACACCGUUACAGUUCACGAUGCAAUUACAUCAUGGACGGAGAAUGUCAAUGUUCACAAUUUCACAGUCUGCGCCAUGCAAUCUGGGAGGAAUGGAAACAACUUCAACCCAUUUGCGACUUUGGAUUGGAUUGCGUAUCAAGGAGCACCACGAGAAGGACUGACGGGAAUGAUCAAGAUGCAGAAAUGGUGGUCUGGAACAAAUUGCGCGGAUGUGAAUUUUCCAAAGGACAGGUUUAAGAGGGCGCCACUAGUGCUCGUGGCAUCCGAACAUUUAAGGACUGGUAAGGAGUAUGAUGCCGCGCUGAUCUGGACAGAGGACGUAACCAAGGACUCAUUUAAAGUCUGCCUUCGAGAAUUGCAAAACUUUGAUGGAAAACAUCAAGAUAUCAAUGUGAACUGGUUGGCGUUUUCCAAACUGCACAAACCAUUGUUCGCUGAACAUGGUUCUGUCAACUUUCCGAAUACAAAUCCACCAACAGAUGAAAAUAACAACGCUUACUGUGAGUUUGUCCACUUUAUACGAAGUUAUAACGUAACACCAUCGGUUCUCAUAUCAGCCAAUCACAGCACAACAGCAAGUGGAAACUUGGCACCAGUUCAUAACGGCAUAACAACAUGGAUCGAGAACAUGAAUGCAACUGGAUUUAGAGCCUGUGUCAAGGAAUUAUACGAAACACGAUAUGACCCAGUGUCAGUGAGCUAUGCGGUCUUUACAGAUGUCUGUGAUCCGGAGUGGAGCUAUUUCAACGGCUACUGUUACUUAACGAGUCCGAAAUGCGCAAACUGGACCACAGCAUUGUCAAAAUGCCGUCUAGAAAGUUCAGUCCUGGUUGAUGUUAACAACAAUGAAGAAAAUGUAUUUAUACAGAAUCGACUCAAUGGGUAAAAAUCUUGGCUUGGCUUCAAUGACAGAUCAACAGAGGGUGACUUCAUUUGGACAGAUCGCGGCCCUGGAAACUUUACAGCUUGGGCCAAGAAUCAACCAAACAACUUCAGAGAAGAAGA